Hevea brasiliensis (rubber tree) is the source of this 1890-nucleotide messenger RNA. RefSeq names its product endoglucanase 24. NCBI's taxonomy places the organism in Eukaryota, Viridiplantae, Streptophyta, Magnoliopsida, Malpighiales, Euphorbiaceae. Gene Ontology annotation, biological process: carbohydrate metabolic process. The record is from RefSeq and is a predicted model, not a curated record. The coding region runs from base 251 to 1735 and encodes 494 amino acids. Gene Ontology annotation, molecular function: hydrolase activity, hydrolyzing O-glycosyl compounds. The transcript is spliced from 4 exons.
CUCUCGGUUUUAGCCGAUCACUGGACAGUGGACACCCACAUUUGCCAAUGCAUGUGAAAGAGUGAACUCAACUGACACUCUUCUCACCACUGUCGGCACUUCUCUCUCUCUCUCUCUCGUGACACCCUCAAUUUUAGCGCAUAAAAACAACCACCAAGUACCCUUAAAUACCCGCCACAAACACCACUUUAUCACUCCCUAACCGCUGAUACUAACCACCACCACCACUGCCACCACCCUACCGCAACCCAUGAAGCCCUCUCCUUUCUUCUUUCUUCUUCUCGUUUCUAUGGUUUCUAAAUUCCCAUUCUCCCAGUCGGUCUACCAUGAAUACCAAGAAGCAUUAUCUAAGUCCAUUCUUUUCUUCGAAGGCCAAAGGUCUGGCUAUUUGCCUCAAGACCAACGCAUCACCUGGCGAGCCAAUUCAGGCCUCAGCGAUGGCUGGACCUACAAUACAGACCUCACCGGCGGGUACUACGACGCUGGUGAUAAUGUGAAAUUUGGGUUUCCGAUGGCAUUCACUACCACAAUGUUGGCUUGGAGCGUCAUCGAAUUCGGAGACUUAAUGCCUCCAAGCGAGCUCAGAAAUACUAUGGUCGCUAUUCGUUGGGCUACCGAUUAUCUGCUCAAGACUGUUUCUCAGCCUAACCGGAUUUUUGUUCAGGUGGGGGAUCCAAAUGUAGACCAUAGUUGUUGGGAGAGGCCGGAGGAUAUGGAUACUCCUAGGACUGUCUAUUCAGUAGAUGCACCAAAUCCGGCAUCGGAUGUCGCCGGUGAGACUGCAGCCGCUUUGGCAGCUUCAUCUAUGGCGCUUCGGUCAUCGGACCCAGGAUAUGCUGACACAUUGUUGAGAAAUGCCAUUAAAGCCUUUCAAUUUGCUGACAAUUAUAGAGGAGCUUACAGUGACAACUCGAACAUUAGAGAUGGUGUCUGCCCAUUUUAUUGUGAUUUUGAUGGAUAUCAAGAUGAAUUGCUAUGGGGAGCAGCUUGGCUUAGGAGGGCAUCUUAUGAUGACACUUAUCUUAGUUACAUAGAGAGCAAUGGCAGAACCCUUGGAGCUGACGACAAUAUUAAUGAGUUUGGCUGGGACAAUAAGCACGCUGGCCUAAAUGUUCUUGUCUCCAAGGAAGUCCUAGAAGGGAACAUGUACUCACUUGAAUCAUACAAGGCAUCAGCAGAUAGCUUCAUGUGCACGCUUAUGCCAGAAUCAGCCUCCUCUCACAUAGAAUACACUCCUGGUGGCCUCAUUUACAAGCCAGGAGGAAGCAACUUGCAACAUGCAACAACAAUCUCAUUUCUGCUACUUGUUUAUGCAAAUUACCUAGAAAGAACAUCCCAAUCAGUCAAUUGUGGCAAUGUAAAUGCGGGUCCAUAUUCGCUUCGUCGGCAGGCCAAGAGGCAAGUUGAUUACAUAUUAGGUGAUAAUCCAUUGGGAUUAUCUUACAUGGUUGGAUACAGUAACAAUUAUCCUCAACGUAUUCAUCAUCGUGGCUCAUCAUUACCAUCGAUUAAGGAUCACCCUGAAUUUAUCGCUUGCAAAGAGGGUUCAAUUUACUUCAACUCAACAAAUCCUAAUCCUAAUGUGCUUGUGGGUGCAAUUGUGGGUGGACCUAGUGAAGAUGACUCGUAUGGAGAUGAUCGAGCCGAUUAUAAGAAGUCUGAGCCCACUACAUAUAUUAAUGCACCAUUUGUUGGUGUGCUUGCUUAUUUCGCAGCAAAUCCUAAUUUUAGUUGAAACCCCACACCAAUUAUUUUUGUAUACAAGUCAAUAUUUAUUGACAUUUCAAAAUAGGAAAAAAAAAAAAAAGAAAAGAAAAGGAAGUCUCUUAUCUUGGCAAAGGUAAAGAUGGCAGAGGCCUGUUAUAUAAAUUCUGAAUUUGAAGAAUUGCA